Amblyraja radiata (thorny skate) is the source of this 1297-nucleotide messenger RNA. RefSeq names its product SH2 domain-containing protein 1B. The transcript has 4 exons. Bases 74 to 475 code for a protein of 133 amino acids. NCBI's taxonomy places the organism in Eukaryota, Metazoa, Chordata, Chondrichthyes, Rajiformes, Rajidae. Gene Ontology annotation, biological process: regulation of immune response; regulation of signal transduction. The record is from RefSeq and is a predicted model, not a curated record.
GGAAGCUGAAGACAAAGAGAUAAGAUUUCACGUGCGAAUCAAUGAGAAGGCAUGAGAUGAAAAGCCGAGCCUGAUGUCUGCUGCAGUAUCACUCUCAUAUUUUCAUGGCAACAUUAGCAAAAAGGAUUGUGAAGUUCUGUUUGGAGCAAACGGGAGAGAUGGAAGUUACUUAGUGCGGCAGAGUGAGACCAUCCCUGAUGCUUUGUGCCUCAGCGUCUUCUUUAAAAAUAUUGUAUAUACGUACAGAAUUUUCAAUGAUCAUCGUGGACAAUUUAUGAUACAGGCGAGACACGGAGUGAAAGUUAAGUUCUUCAAAUGCCUGCCAGAUUUAAUUGAUCACUAUAAGAAACCUGACAAAGGUCUGGCUAUACGCUUACGUUAUCCUCUAGAAAGGAGCAAAGCUAAGAACGAGGACAACGAUAACACCUAUGAAAAUGUUGGUGACCAAGAUUAUGUAGACGUCAUUCCUUCGUGAAAAUAACUAGAUUGUUGUACAGAAGAACAACUUAUUAUUUUCAUCACUGAAAAUGCCCCACGUAUUUUGUUUAUUUAUCAGCAUCAUUUGUGUAUUUGUCCAUCAGUGUUUCCCCUUGGCCCUGACCUCCUCCCUCCUUCUCUCAGACACCUUCCUCUAACCCUUGUGUCUCACUCCCUCUCACUUGCUUCCCUGCGUUAGACACCCCUCUGGUCUCAAGCUCUCCACCACCCUGUCUCUGACAGCCUCAUUCAUCCCUCCUCACAUCCUCCUUUGCUCUUCAGCCCUGAGAAAGACCACACCAGCUUCCACCCACCUCCCCAUAACUCGCCUCACCCUAACAUUAUGCCAGGCCAGGUCAGGCCAGGCCAGUCAGGAACCCACUUAUGAUCUGUGUGUCAUCCUGAUGAUAAAAUGCGUGGAGCACAAUACUGUCAUAACCACCAGUGUUUCAUCAGGCAGACAAGCACAAGAGCUCAUGGCAACGUCCUAAAUCCUGCCACCGGCACUUUUUAAACUUGUAGACAACAUAACUGGUUUGAUGGGCGUUAUCGGGAAGUAAUUAACACAAACACAAGGGGUAUAUGGAUGGGACAUUCAUGCUUAAAAAUAAAGAGCCCAGCAAGCUCAAGAAGACUCUCAGACUAGAGAAAAGAUGGCAAGCACAAACAGUGCACAAGGUCCAACACCUCAUUGCCAUUCAAUGACUUGCAUGGAUCCUGCAGCAUUGUCAAGAUCAUCCAUGGGCCAAAUCCCCCAAAACCCUGUCCAUUGAAUGCCAAGAAUGAAGGUUAACCUAUCAAGGACAGGGAGGCAGCCAUU